Molecule: messenger RNA, 1913 nt
Organism: Cryptomeria japonica (Japanese cedar)
Lineage: Eukaryota; Viridiplantae; Streptophyta; Pinopsida; Cupressales; Cupressaceae
Product: probable GTP-binding protein OBGC2
Exons: 10
Coding region: 155-1711 (518 amino acids)
Cellular component (GO): mitochondrion
Molecular function (GO): GTPase activity; GTP binding
Source: RefSeq, a predicted model, not a curated record
CAAAUAAACGAACACCAAAGUGGAGGGGAAUGAAUGCAAAGGAGCAUGCGAAGCCAUGAAUUCAGAUAAGUCAUAGAUAAUAUGGAUUGAAGGCCACUACACAAGGAGCCCAGAAGCAUUGAAGCGGAGAAGUACGAAUCAAGCUUGCCAAGUUAUGGCUUUGGAUUAUUUAUUCUCUACCUCCACUCGGCCUGCUCUGCCUAUAUUCACUACACUUCAGUUCCACCAAGCAAAGGCAAAUACAAAUACAAAGGUUGUUACUCUGAAAGGUCAAAGUGUAGUGGGCUGCAUCAAGGGUCACAAGAUACGAUGCACAUUGAUAAAGAGUAAAGAUCUAUCUGUUUCUGCUCCACAUAAUUUGGAAAGAGAGCCCCAUAAAUAUUUUGAUCAUGUUGUCAUUACCGUGCGCUCGGGUGAUGGGGGGCAUGGUGGAGUUCUUAGCAUGCCAAUGCCUGCAAUGCAACGGAAAACUCAAGGGAAAAAGACGAAAGAGAAAGUAAAAAGAAAAGGUUCUUAUAAGCGAGACCCAGAUGGAAAUUUGAUUCUACCCAUGGGUGGGCAUGGAGGAGAUGUAGUACUUUAUGCAGAUGAGAGCAAAGACUCUUUGCUAGAGCUACAUCAGAUAAGCAGAUAUAAUGCAAAGCGUGGAGGGAAUGUUGAUGCAAUGGGGACUUUGACUCCUAUGUUGCAUGAUGGUUUUGCAGCACCUACCUUGCGAAUCCCAGUUCCUGUAGGAACUGUGGUGAAGCGGAAACGGGGGGGAAAACUUCUUGCAGAUCUUACUCAUCCUGGUGAUGAGAUACUUGUUGCAAGGGGUGGACGUGGAGGAAUUAGCCUGGUGGAAAUGCGCCAAAAUAAUAGAAGACUGUCGGGAGCUGUAAAUGCGAAUGUUAUCAGGGAUGAAAACGAUAAGGAUAUGGCCUUUGGACAGCCAGGAGAAGAAGUGAGAUUGGAAUUGAUAUUGCGAAUUGUGGCAGAUGUUGGGCUUGUGGGACUUCCAAAUGCAGGAAAGUCUUCACUUUUAGCAGCUGUCACACGGGCAAGACCAGAUAUUGCAGAUUAUCCUUUCACGACAUUGAUGCCGAAUCUUGGACAGAUUGAUAGAGACCCUGAUCUAGGAACUUGGGAUUCUGCAACGCUGGCAGAUAUGCCUGGUCUUAUAAGAGGGGCCCAUCUGGGAAAGGGUCUGGGCAGGACAUUUUUAAGGCACCUCCGAAGGACCCACCUUUUGGUUCAUGUUGUUGAUGCAUCUGUAGCAGAUCCUGUACAGGAUUACAAAACUGUUAGAGAAGAAUUACUCAUGUACAACCCAUCUUACCUGGAGAGGCCCCACAUGGUGGUUCUUAACAAGCUUGAUCUUCCAGAGGCAAGAGAAAAGUUUGAUUCUAUAUCUGAACACAUGGCAAAAAUUGGUUGCCCUGAAAGCGCAACUGGUGGUAAACAUAUGCUGGUAGAAGAAAACAAAUCUAUAGAGGAAGAAACUUACAGACUUUCUGAUGGAGACACUGCAGAUAAUUUUAUAAAGCAAGAAAAAGAGAUUGAAGAUUACCCACGUCCUCUGGCAAUUGUCGGCAUAAGCGCACUGAAAGGGAUUGGCAUUGUUGAGAUGCUAAGAGAAAUACGGUUAGCAUUAAAGAGCUGUGAAGUAGGGGAAAGAGAAGGAACUCAAAAUGAAAGCACAAUUCAACCUGUGAUACAAAAAUUCUAUUAAGUAUUCUACUUCAAUAUUUUAUGUAAUAAAUUAUGGAUGAGGUAUUCAAAUUUUAUUUCAAACGGUUAUUAGUUAUUCUUGCUAAUUUUGUAAAAAUAGGGACAUAAAAUUAUUUAUUCCUAAUGAUUGUUUGGGGUUUAAGUUUUGCCUAUUGUCAUCUUAUUAAUUUUUAUUCAAUUAUUAUAUGUAUUUAUUUUGUUUA